AUGCCAGUCACGCGUUUCCCCUGGCGGAACUAUGUCAAGGGUAAGGUACAAAAAGCUGGCAGUACCGUCUUGGUGGCUGAGGUGGGGUCUCUGAGCCUGGAGUUCACCAAGUUGUCUCAGCUAACAGGCGAUAUGCAAUAUUAUGAUGCUAUACAACGCAUAUAUGACGAUUUGGAACAAGGCCAGGGCAUGGGUCUCCUUCCUGGAAUGUGGCCAGUCGUGGUCGAUGCCUCCAAGACCCCUAUGGCCUACAAGGGCGACUCGUUCAGUCUCGGCGGCAUGAGCGACAGUGUUUACGAGUACCUGGGAACGCAAUAG
Messenger RNA from Anthostomella pinea, 318 nucleotides. The record is from the annotation of a GenBank genome assembly. NCBI's taxonomy places the organism in Eukaryota, Fungi, Ascomycota, Sordariomycetes, Xylariales, Xylariaceae.